CUUUAAAAACAACCACCAGCCAAUAGUUCUCUGUCUGAUGUUCCAGGACUUGUGAUGAUGGAUAAAACCAGGACAGGAGUCUGGCUCCUACACAGCACCCCACGGUUCCCUUUCAAAAGAGAUAAUAACUUCUACCCAUCCACUGGAGAAGCGAAGGCUCAGACCUUCAUCUGUGUAACAUUCAAGUACGCCGAGUUCCAAAAGAUAGGUGAUCAUCUGCUGGACAUCGCAGCGUUCCCGUUUGAUAGUCAUGUUCCAGCUGACUUCCACGAUCAGCUUAAAAAGGCUGCAAUAAAAGAAUGGAACGACAGAAAACCAGGGCAGAAAAUCCAGGAUCUGAAAUCAGAUGCAGGAACACAGUUUCGUAGCAUUGCUAAGAAGCUGUAUAAACUAGAACCUACUGGAGGAGGAAAAUCAAGGCGUCGAAGAGCCCCCCCCACAGCCAAAGGUGGACCUUCUGCAGCUAAGCUGAAGGCACUUAACGACCCAAACCGAUUUGAAGGAGAUCUUUACCUCACCAUCGCAAAGACCUACGACACCGACGUGAGGGUCCAGACCUGGGGCUGCCAGAGUGGCCGUGAUGGUUCCUACUGCGAGAAAAAUCAACGGCAUGUGAUCAAAGUUACAGAAGUAAAAGCUGAUCUGGGUGGCGGGGAGGUCCAGUGGAAGACUACAGUGGACCAUUCCAAGUGGUGUAUCUCUGAGACCAAGGAUCUGAUCUGCAUCGCUGAUGUGAACAGAGGACUCAAACAGUACGAACGGCCGGGGGGGGCGCUGUGCUUUAUCCAUAAAGAGGCAAGUCUACUAUUUCAAGGUGUCAUUGCUAUAUCUGAGGAGUGCCCAAGUUCACCCUCGGGCGCUGGAUCUAAGCAUCCCCAUUCCCCUGACCCCAACCCCAACCCUGACUGUACCGCUGAGCCUAUGGAAGAUGAGUGAUAGCGUACAUUAACUAUGCUGGUUACACACACAGGGACAAACACUAUGCUGGUUACACACUAAGGGACACACACUAUGCUGGUUACACACACAGGGACAAACACUAUGCUGGUUACACACACAGGGACACACACUAUGCUGGUUACACACACAGGGACACACACUAUGCUGGUUACACACCCAGGGACAAACACUAUGCUGGUUACACACCCAGGGACAAACACUAUGCUGGUUACACACCCAGGGACAAACACUAUGCUGGUUACACACACAGGGACACACACUAUGCUGGUUACACACACAGGGACACACACUAUGCUGGUUACACACACAGGGACACACACUAUGCUGGUUACACACACAGGGACACACACUAUGCUGGUUACACACACAGGGACACACACUAUGCUGGUUACACACACAGGGACACACACUAUGCUGGUUACACACUAAGGGACACACACUAUGCUGGUUACACACACAGGGACACACAUUUUAUCUUUAAUAUAUAAUAAUUUACAUUUUAACUAUAAAACAAAAAGUGUGUAAAAACAUUAGAAACAAUUGACGAAAAAAGCUUUUAUUUUGAAAAGAGACAUAAGAAAUGUGUAUUUGUGUAAUUUGAAAGUAGGUAUCUGAAAUAUUGAUCAUCUGAAUGUAUUUGUCAAUACAUUUAUUAAUAAAAUGAAUC
Messenger RNA from Etheostoma spectabile (orangethroat darter), 1627 nucleotides. RefSeq names its product deoxyribonuclease-2-like. Lineage: Eukaryota; Metazoa; Chordata; Actinopteri; Perciformes; Percidae. Gene Ontology annotation, molecular function: deoxyribonuclease II activity. The record is from RefSeq and is a predicted model, not a curated record. The transcript is spliced from 5 exons. Gene Ontology annotation, biological process: apoptotic DNA fragmentation. Bases 55 to 936 code for a protein of 293 amino acids.